UAUUCCGCUGAGGAUUGCGGGCUCUGUCGCCUGGUUCAAGAUGGCGAAGGUUGCGUUUUAUGUCUGCUGUUUUCUUGUUUUCUUUUUUUUUUACAAUUGCGCCGUCGCUCUUGAUAAUGGACUUGCAUUAACCCCGCCAAUGGGUUGGAUGGACUGGGAGAAAUUUCGUUGUGACGUUGAUUGUGAAAAGGAUCCAGAAAAUUGUAUUGGUGAGAAGCUUUUCAUGACAAUGGCGGAUCACAUGGUUGCAGAUGGAUACCGAGAUGUUGGCUAUGAAUAUGUCUCUAUCGAUGAUUGUUGGACUGACCAUAACAGAACAGCAGAUGGCGAGCUUCAACCAGACCCCAAGAGGUUCCCUAGCGGCAUACCUGCACUGGCCCAGUAUCUCCAUGGAAAAGGACUGAAGCUCGGCAUUUAUGCAGAUUAUGGCACCAAGACUUGCGCAGGUUACCCUGGCUCUAUAGACCACAUCCAACAAGACAUGAAUACUUUUGCAAAGUGGGGUGUUGACUAUCUGAAGCUUGAUGGUUGCUAUAGCGACCCUAAGACAUAUGACACAGGGUACCCAAAAGUAACAGCAGCCCUGAAUGUGACGGGACGGCCAAUCGUGUUCUCCUGUAGCUGGCCAGCUUACCAGGUUGGGGCAGGAAUAAAGCCAAAUUAUGCAAGGAUUGCUGAGUUCUGCAACCUUUGGAGAAAUUAUGAUGAUAUCCAGGAUUCUUGGGGUAGUGUCCUCAGCAUUAUAAAUUACUAUGGUGAUAGCCAGGAUGACCUGGUGCCAGUGGCAGGACCAGGACACUGGAAUGACCCUGACCAGCUUAUUAUUGGUGACAGCUUGACAGUGGAUCAAGCCAAGGCACAAAUGGCAAUAUGGUCUAUCAUGGCGUCUCCGCUGAUUAUGUCCAACGACCUCCGCACAAUCAAGCCUGAAUUCAAAGCCAUUCUACAGAACAAGGAGAUAAUAGCUGUCAAUCAGGACAAGCUUGGCAAGAUGGGCUCUAGACGUUUUAUGAAUAAUGCCAUCCAAGUGUGGUCGCGGCCCCUCGCAGAUGGAUCAGUGGCGGUCGCUGUCAUCAAUGUGGCAAGCAGUGCACAUACUGUUCCUGUGAGUUUUGAAGAGAUCGGGCUUAGGGCUAGCACCGCAUCAGUCCGUGAUCUAUUCGCUUUCCAAAACUUGGGUGAUUUUACCAAUGGCUUCACGACAGCGGCCAUCAGGCCCACAGGGGCCUUGAUGUUCAAAGUUACUGCCUCGAAGCAAUAGCUAGGUCAGGCCUUGUUGCAAGUAACAAUAUGACAGUUAGCCAUUAUGACCAAGUUUUUCUUUUAUUGAAAAAUAUAUAAUGAUUUCGGUAAAAAUCUUACAAUAUGUCAAGCAUGAAAGAGAAGUUGUGUGUUUAGAAAUAUAUGUUUAAUUUUUCGCUUUUCUGCUAUAGAAAUUUAGUUGGUGAUGUGAAAAUUAGACAAUACAACUUAGACAAUAGCUAGAAUAAAAAUAGCCCUUAGGAAAAAAAAUGCAAACAGACAAUGUUCAAAAAGAUUGCAAAUGGACCAUUAGAGGUUGCCCUAGAUCCUGUCCCAGAAUUCUUAGUGACUGAUAACAUGGCGCACGUAAGGCCAAUUUAAGAUCAAGACGAAUAAAUCAGCUGGCCCCGACACGGUGCCAAAUCUCCUUUUUGAAGAUUGGCGUAUUGCGCGCGGAUUAUUGAACUGACAUUUUCGCUAAAGAAAACAAAGAAAACAUUAUGUCUCUGCGUAUUUCGGCCCAUUACUUAAAAAUUACCUUUUACCUAUAAUUGUGUAAUGCCUAGUGGUAGAUUCAACUUCAAUCCUAUUCCAAUAAAAGACUCAAUCGAA
Molecule: messenger RNA, 1854 nt
Organism: Nematostella vectensis (starlet sea anemone)
Lineage: Eukaryota; Metazoa; Cnidaria; Anthozoa; Actiniaria; Edwardsiidae
Product: alpha-N-acetylgalactosaminidase
Exons: 14
Coding region: 41-1261 (406 amino acids)
Biological process (GO): glycosylceramide catabolic process; oligosaccharide metabolic process; glycoside catabolic process
Cellular component (GO): cytoplasm
Molecular function (GO): alpha-galactosidase activity
Source: RefSeq, a predicted model, not a curated record